AUGUCCUAUCGGUAUACUAUACGAUAUAGGCCAACGGAUAAGCAUUGUAACGCAGACGCUCUAUCUCGGCUUCCAGUAGGGCCGGAUGCCGAGUUCGACCAAAGUGAAGCAUGCAUGCAGGUCGAAUCUGACCUAACUGCUUCACCACUUAAUGUGCAACAUCUGGCAAACCUAACUGCAAAGGAUCGCACUCUUAAACAAGUGUGGCGAUUCAUCGAAAAGGGGUGGCCUGAGAAGCUUCCAUCGCAACACCGCGAGCUACAGCCGUAUUUUGUUCACCGGCACGCGCUUAGUUUGGAAAUGGGGGUCAUUAUAUUGAGAACAGAGUACACGCGUGUGGUCCUACCGUUGACGGCACAAGCAACCGUCCUUGAAUUGCUGCAUGAAGGACACUGGGGUAUGACGCGUAUGAAGCAAAUGGCGCGUCAACACUGCUGGUGGCCCUCUAUGGAUACACACAUAGAAAAGAAAGUUUCACAAUGCGAAAUAUGCCAACAGCAAAGUACAUCUUCACCAGCUCGAGCAUAUACAAAUUGGCCUGUAGCUGAACGUCCAUGGCAGCGCAUACACUUGGACUUUGCAGGGCCGUUUCAUAACGCUACUUGGCUUAUAUGCAUCGACGCAUUUUCGAAAUAUCCAUUUGUAACAAACAUGGCCAGUAUAACGGCUAAAGCAACGAUCGAUGCCUUAAAAGUAAUAUUUUCUGUCGAAGGUCUGCCUGAUACCAUAGUCACGGAUAACGGACGGCAAUUCUCAGCGGCCGAGUUCCAGGUUUUUUGUAACAGCAAUGGGAUUACGCAUCUCACCACUGCGCCUUUUCAUCCGGCAUCGAACGGCGAAGCUGAACGCUUUGUGCGCACCUUUAAGCAAGCCUUUAAGAAAGCAGUCGCGGACGGUAAAAAUCAUUUAGAUUCGCUACUAACCAUUCUUAGCACUUACAGAACUUGUCCCAUUGGCAGUAGCAAUAAGUCGCCGGCGGAAUUGCUACAUGGCCGCCAGCCAAAAACACGGCUUAAUAUGCUUGUACCCACUCCCACUCAAGGGUCCAGGGCCGGGUCGGAAUCAUCGUACGCUGUUUCGACAAACGUUUACGCCAGGAACUAUGCACGGGGUCCACCGUGGAUUCCUGGUGUAAUUCAAAGCAAAGUUGGCAGUAUGAUGUAUCGCGUGAGUACGGACCAAGGCUUACUCCGUCGCCACCGUAACCAGUUGAAGGCUCGCCUAUGA
Rhagoletis zephyria (snowberry fruit fly) is the source of this 1227-nucleotide messenger RNA. RefSeq lists its product as uncharacterized. The record is from RefSeq and is a predicted model, not a curated record. NCBI's taxonomy places the organism in Eukaryota, Metazoa, Arthropoda, Insecta, Diptera, Tephritidae. Gene Ontology annotation, biological process: DNA integration. Gene Ontology annotation, molecular function: nucleic acid binding.